AUGGAACUACAAGAUGAUUCACAUAAAACGUCGGAACCACAGCUAACUAAAGCAAAACUUGAUGAAUGCCGUCUCGCGGGAUAUGAAAAAUGUGAAUAUUGUGAACAAGACAAAACUGACAUCAGAUGGUGUAAGACAUGUAAUGCUGAGCACUUCUCGAAGCUUCAAUGGGAAAGUGGCAACAAUAUAAUCGACAGUUUUAUUAGGGGUAUUCAAAAUAGAGCCGUUAAUCAUCAUAGAGUUCUGGAAUGGGUUUCAUUCAAAAAUUUCGAGAAUGUUGAAUGUAUUGCAGAAGGCGGUUACGGAAUUGUGUAUAAAGCCAAAUGGAUAGGCGGGCGCAUUCUUUACUUUGAUAGUAAGACUCAGGAUUGGCAUAGAAGUGGAGAUAUGGAUGUUGUUCUUAAAUGUUUACAUAAUUUGAAUAAUACAACCGAGCAAACCGAGCAGUUUUUAAAGGAAAAAUUUAUGAUUAUAAUGAAUUUUAUGGAAGAUGGCAGUCUUCGUGAUUAUAUAGGAAACAAAUUUUCAACUUUAACGUGGAUCCAAAAAUUGGAAAUAUUAUAUACAGCGGCUAACGGUCUCUACAAUAUCCAUGAGGCAAAAUUAAUUCAUCAAGAUUUGCAUACUGGAAACAUCGUUCUCUCAGGUCAAACAUCUUAUAUUACAGAUUUUGGAUUUUGUCAACCGGAUAAUUAUAAAUCAUCGGAGGGAGCAAAGAAAAGUGAAAUAUUUGGUGUAUUGGCAUAUCUUGCACCAGAAAUUUUAUGUGGAGGAAAACACACAAUGGCAACAGACAAAUAUUCAUUCGAAAUAUUAAUAAACGAAACCAAUAAAAAGAUAACUCCGCUAUUCGUCAUUAAUUUGAUUAAAAGAUGCUGGAACCAAAAUCCCGAAGAUCGACCACAAGCAAAAGAGUUGCAAAAAUGUCUCGGGGAUUGUACUUCGUCAGAAUUUUAUAAUUCCUAUAUAAGUAGUAGAGUGAGCAUUGUGAAAUCCGUGAGAGUAUCUCACAUCGAAUCUGCGUCAGACAGUGGUGUUUAUGGUCUGAUGAUCCCCGAUGAGAAUGAUGAACGACGGACUCGCCAGUUACCGUUAUAA
Messenger RNA from Acaulospora morrowiae, 1098 nucleotides. Lineage: Eukaryota; Fungi; Glomeromycota; Glomeromycetes; Diversisporales; Acaulosporaceae. The record is from the annotation of a GenBank genome assembly.